CGGACAUCGGGAAUGGCACUAUCGUCUGUUCUGUCACCCCUAAGUUUUUCUUUCUUUUUAAUUUGCGUGCGAACGAGGUAGGUUUGUCGCUCUGGAAUUUAACACGUGGUAAACCUGAUCGGCCGGACAAAACAAUAAAUCAACAUGGUGAAGGUUAAGUGCUCCGAGCUUAGGACCAAGGACAAGAAGGACCUCACCAAGCAGUUGGACGAGCUGAAGAAUGAGCUCCUCAACCUGCGCGUGGCCAAGGUGACCGGCGGAGCCCCUUCGAAGCUCUCCAAGAUCCGCGUUGUGCGCAAGGCCAUCGCUCGCGUCUACAUUGUGAUGCACCAGAAGCAGAAGGAGAACCUGCGUAAGGUCUUCCUGAACAAGAAGUACAAGCCUUUGGAUCUGCGCAAGAAGAAGACCCGCGCCAUCCGCAAGGCCUUGUCUCCCCGGGAUGCCAACCGCAAGACCCUGAAGGAGAUCCGCAAGCGCUCCAUCUUCCCCCAGCGCAAGUACGCCGUCAAGGCCUAGGAUGGAUCCGAUCUAGAAUCCGUAUUCGGAUGCCUAUUUUCUCGUCUGUCUAGUGUGCGUUAAGGGUUCUUCGCUUCCAUGAAGAAGAAAACAAAUAAAACUUUUUUUUCAAGUGAAAAAA
Molecule: messenger RNA, 637 nt
Organism: Drosophila ficusphila
Lineage: Eukaryota; Metazoa; Arthropoda; Insecta; Diptera; Drosophilidae
Gene: RpL35
Product: 60S ribosomal protein L35
Exons: 3
Coding region: 145-516 (123 amino acids)
Biological process (GO): translation; maturation of LSU-rRNA from tricistronic rRNA transcript (SSU-rRNA, 5.8S rRNA, LSU-rRNA)
Cellular component (GO): cytosolic large ribosomal subunit; ribosome
Molecular function (GO): structural constituent of ribosome; mRNA binding
Source: RefSeq, a predicted model, not a curated record